AUGAUAUUGUUCGUCCUAUUAGCGUUGUCGUUGCUGCAUGGCGUGAUUGCCCGCCGCGAUGAUGACUUAAUGUCCUUUGUGACGCUUCCUGAGAUCCGUGCCUUGAAAUGGGAGGUCGUCUACCAUGAUCGGGAGCGCGUGAGCCCGGGCUACUGGUUUGUGGCGCCCUACGGCAAGAUCGUGCCGGAAACUCCCACCCAGAAAUUUCAGCCCUACCAGGUUGGACCUUACAUCUAUGACGGCGACGGGGUUCUCAUCUGGGCUGGCCCCCCCAUCUUCUACGACCGUAAUGUCUUCGACUUCAAGGCGUUCACCGACUCGCAGAACGAGACGCACUUAUCGCUGAUCGCGCAGCGGAAUUACGAUGACAGUAUGCGAGGCCGCGCGACGAUCAUGAACAGCCACUACGAGAUCGAGCAGGAGAUCAUGAGACUGGAGGACAAUUACGAGUUCAACAUCCACGAGUUCAACGUUCUCAACGGAGGGGAGUCCGCGCUGGCCUGCGUCUACCGUACUAAGGAACUGCCGUUGGACGAUGUCGGUCGGCCCGGCGUGACCUCCUUCUUCAUGACUGGCGGCUUUGUCGAGUGGAACUUGACCACCAAAGAGGUCGUCUUCGCCUGGGAUUCGACCGACCACCUGGCCAUCCACGAGUCGGUCAAAUUCAACCCGGACAACCCCGCCGACGGGCCCCCGGGCUGGGACUACGUGCACAUGAACGCGGUUGACAAGAACUCCGACGGCGACUAUCUCAUUUCCAUGCGCUUCACCAACACCAUCUACCUCAUCUCCGGCAAGGACGGCCACGUCAUCUGGCGGCUGGGCGGCCAGGAGUCCGACUUUGUCCAGGACUUUGUCUUCUCCAAGCAGCACGACGCCAAAUUUCUCGAGUCCAGCGGAACGCACCACGUCAUCUCGCUGCUGAACAACGCCGGCGACGAGAACCAGCAGGAGGAGGAAGUCUCGUCGGCUCUGAUCGUCGAGUUGGACACCGAGGCAAUGACUGCCAAACUGCAACAGCGGUACCCCCGCCCCGACGGACUGAUGACGCUGCUCCGCGGCAGCGUGCAGCGGCUGCCCAACGGCAACGUCUUCGUCGGCUGGAGCGAGCGCGGCUACCAGAGCGAGUUCUCCCCCGAAGGCGACAACCUCGUCUCGGCGCGGUUCGCCUCCGGCCGUCUGAACACCUACCGGGCGUACAAGUACGACUUCGUCGGACGCCCCGCCUACGCCCCCACGAUGGUAGCCUCCGUCUACGCAGCCGACGAGGCCAGCGUGCUGACGACGAUCCACAUCAGCUGGAACGGCGCCACGGACAUCGCGUCGUGGAACUUCUACGCCCAGGCCGGCGAGGAGCACCCGCGGCACCUGAUGGGCAACGUCCCCAAGCGGGACUUUGAGACCAUGUUCCUCGCCAGCGGCUACAUGGACUGGAUCUCGGCGGACGCGCUUGACCGCGACGGCAACGUCAUCACCGUCUCGGACAUCAUCCGCUCCAAGCCCGUCACCACCGACUGGCCCGCGCUGGGCUACCACGGCCAGAACAGCAGCGGACCCGCGCCGGACGAUCCCGCCGUGCGCUACCCCACCGACGCUCCCGCACCCGUCAAGGGUGAACCCCCCGCCACGACGGCGGACGCGGAGGCCGCGCAAGCCGACACCACCGCGGCGGGUGAAGCGUCCGCCACGGCGCAGCAGCUCGCAGAGGCCAUGAUGCGGGCGUACGACUCGCUCAAUGGGAUAGGCGGCGUUCUCAUCGGCCUCCUGGUGCUGUGCUCGAUGGGGGGUGCGGUGGCGGGGAUCGUGUGGAUGGUGCGAUCGCGUCGAUCGAAGAAGAUCUACCAGCAUGUUCCGGACGACGACGAUUCCCCGUGA
Aspergillus campestris IBT 28561 is the source of this 1875-nucleotide messenger RNA. RefSeq lists its product as uncharacterized. Bases 1 to 1875 code for a protein of 624 amino acids. NCBI's taxonomy places the organism in Eukaryota, Fungi, Ascomycota, Eurotiomycetes, Eurotiales, Aspergillaceae. The record is from RefSeq and is a predicted model, not a curated record. The transcript is spliced from 3 exons.